Molecule: messenger RNA, 483 nt
Organism: Gongylonema pulchrum
Lineage: Eukaryota; Metazoa; Nematoda; Chromadorea; Rhabditida; Gongylonematidae
Source: the annotation of a GenBank genome assembly
AUGUUAUCAGAAAAGGCCCGAAAAUUUAUCGAAGAAAAUGUGAAACUAAUGAAGCCAAAUGCAGUGCAUAUUUGUGACGGUUCAAAAGAGGAAGCUGAUGAUCUUAUUUGUCAAAUGGUCGGCAACGGAAUGUUGAAGCAACUAAAAGCUUACGAAAAUAACUAUAUAUGUAGGACAGAUCCAAGGGAUGUAGCUCGCGUAGAAAGUAAAACCUGGAUGAUUACGCCUGAAAAAUUUGACUCAGUAUGCCGUACAGCUGAGGGUGUGAAACCGAUAAUGGGUAAUUGGAUGUCACCGGAUCAGUUCGAAAAAGAGAAACAUUCACGGUUUCCCGGAUGCAUGAACGGUCGGACAAUGUAUGUAAUUCCGUUCUCGAUGGGCCCAGUUGGUGGACCAAUUUCAAAAAUUGGAAUUCAGGUUACUGUUUUUUUGAAAAUUUUCUUAAUUAUUUUUUCCUCAAAAAUGAUUCUUUUUUUCUUGUAA